Eremomyces bilateralis CBS 781.70 is the source of this 3464-nucleotide messenger RNA. RefSeq lists its product as uncharacterized. The record is from RefSeq and is a predicted model, not a curated record. The transcript is spliced from 7 exons. The coding region runs from base 1 to 3252 and encodes 1083 amino acids. Lineage: Eukaryota; Fungi; Ascomycota; Dothideomycetes; Eremomycetales; Eremomycetaceae. Gene Ontology annotation, molecular function: DNA binding; DNA-binding transcription factor activity, RNA polymerase II-specific; zinc ion binding. Gene Ontology annotation, cellular component: nucleus. Gene Ontology annotation, biological process: regulation of DNA-templated transcription; DNA-templated transcription.
AUGCAGGCACAGCAGAGGGUGGGACCACUGCACCGCCACCGAGUGACCCUCUCGUCGCCGGCAUCGCCGACCCGCUCCAACCUCGCCCUUGAACCUACCGCCAAAAUAACUUCCUCGGUCCCCAUCGCAUCCAUCCUCUCGACCACUCUCUCAUCCGCGGAUCCCGCCAGCUACCUCUCUUCCUCCGCAACCAUUGCGCAAACUACCGCCACGUCGUCCGACCUCUCCCUCGAUUCCUCCGCCGCCCUGCAUCGCGCAGCCCAGCAGCUCUACGACGCCGCCCAAGGGAAGGGUGUCCCCACGGAGAGCGGCGCCCGGCGCCAGGAGCAGCCUCGCAUGAGGUCCUCCAUCGCUUGCGCUCGCUGUCGCCGGAGCAAGGUCAAAUGCAUCAACAACGGGGUCAACACCACGUGUCGUGCGUGUGAGACCACCGGACGAGAGUGCACCUACCCUUCUCCGGCUGGAGGAGGCGCCGGCGGCGGCGGUGGUGGAUCGUCGAUUGGCGGCGCAACCAUCGGCCAAGUUCAUCGAAGGGAAGAAGCUCCUGGUGCGCUAAAUGGGUCGGAAAGAGGCCCGACGGACGAUCAAACCCCGAAACGUCAGCGGUUAAAGAGGACUAGUGUUGCGGGUGUAGUGCACCAUGCUUCCGGCAGAGACGGCGUUCGCGCGGCGGUGGACGCCCUUGAUCACAGUUUACUGACCGCUCGGGUGUGGACUGAACUCUUUGAGAUAUGGCAGCAACAUUUCUCCAUCGACCUCCCCUUUCUCCAUCCUCCGACCUUCUUGAAGCCGCUGCGUUCGGCCCCAAUGCAACCACCCCAGCUUCCUUCACUGCCCAGUACCUCAUCCCCUGACCACUCGACCCCUAUCACCCCUCCAGCUUCGCCCCUCCUACUCUGCGCAUUCCUUGCACUGACUUCUCGGUUUCAUCCCGUUCUCGUGGCGCAUCACUCUCCGUUAUCUUCGAACCGCCCAAGCAACCCCUUGAUCGCUGCCGAGUUUUACGCCGCCGCUGCGAGGUCCAGACUGGCUGGAAACCUCGGAGAUGGCCUGGGAAGUCCGGAUCUAGAACGCACACAAGCGUUGCUGAUGCUCGCUCUGCACGACUGGGGCAGCGGCCAGGGUUCGAAAGCCUGGGUCGCCGUGGGGGUCGCCAUCCGGAACGCGCAGAUCUUAGGCCUUCAGUACGAGACGGAGCUGGACGACGAGCCAUAUGCACGAUCUUUGCCGGCCGGAUUGGAACUCGAUCGACGUAACAGCCACUCGUCGGCCGCGGUUGGCAAGGACGACGCGUUCAUCGAACAGGAGAUCCGACGCCGCACCUUCUGGAGCUGCUUCGUCAUGGACCGAUAUCUAAGCACCGGCAAGUUCCGACCGCUGAUGUUAAACGUACGGGACUUCCGGAUUCAGCUGCCGAGUAGCGAGCGAGCGUUCUUGUUCGGGGAGAAAGUUCGCACUCUGAUGCUCACCGACGAAGCGGACGAUUCCGAUGGUCGUGCGGAUAUCCAGAAGAUUUUGCAUGGCGCUACUAACGGGGAUCGCCAUCGCAGCUCGUCGGCCGCAGGCUCUACGGGUACCGUGCCGAGAAACGUGCCUGAUCAGGAUGAUGGUGAUUCUGGUCGAUGGGAACUUGGUCAAGACGAGGGAAUUGUGAGCCGGUACGUCAAAUUAACCGAUCUAUACGGGAAAAUCGUAAGAUAUUCUUGCGGGGGCGGCAGACGGCGGGACAAACCUUACCCACCAUGGCAUGAACGUUCCACCUUCGCGAUGCUUCUCAAGCAAGUGAAUCAGUUCCGCGACCGUCUUCCGCGAGAUCUGACACUGACCUCCGCGAAUAUUUCUGCCCACGUCACGUCGCGCACAUCCACUUCAUAUGCGCUUCUCCAUGCCACUUUGAUCCUCUGCACCAUGAUCCUUCAUCGGGAGUUCCUACCAUUCCUGCCGCUGAAGCGCAAUCAGACUGCGGCUUCCGGUGGGUUUCAAGUGGAUGAACUAUCGGCACCGACCGGGUUCUACGAAGACAGCGCGAAGCAGCUAUUCAAGAGCGCUCGUGAAUUGAUUGAUCUGCUACAGACGUGUCAGGAAUGGGGUUAUGUGGUGCAGACCCCGAUCGCUGGAUUUGCCACGUACUUUGCUGCGCUGCUUGGAGUCUAUCGCAUGCACUUCCCUUGGAUGGAUCCGGAGGGGAGUCUUCACGGAAGAUCCACGGUUUCUCCUGGAAUGGUGCCUGGAGAUGCUCCACGGCAUGACACUCAAAACGAUGUACACGGAUUCCAGGCUACCCGCAAGGCCAUUGAAAUGGUCAGCAACACGAGGAAAGCCAUGUCAAUGGCGGAUGGCUGGCUUAAAGCAUUGCAAAAGACCCACUUAUACUUUGUUAAGGCCAAGCGAGAGUUCCGGCGUUCAUCGAGGUCCCCCCCAGGUACUGACACGAAUUUCGCGUUCGGUGGGCGUCCUGGUCAGCUACGGGAUGUUGCAGAUGUCGAAAACACGGGAGAUGUGCACAUGCUGGACGUCCUCUUCAGCGAGCUCGUUGGACUGGAUAACGCUGAUAUGGAGAUGGCUGAAGCCCCUGAGUCAGCCCGGAUGCAGCCGGGCAGCGGGGAGAUUGCGAGCGUUGGAAGCUCCGUCAUCAAGAAUGACAACGGCGUGCACGACGGCACUCCUGAUAGUGCAUCAAUGCGUCCAGAGCGGUGGAACGCAAUCAACAGCGCUCCCGCUAGCUCCCUACCUCGACGGGAUUCUCUUCCACUACUAAACGGCGUACAGCCGUCGUUCAAUCCCCUCUCCAACGCUCCCAACACUCAGUCCCCCCCUAUCAACCAAGCCAGCCCCCACCAGUCCGACUCUUCCUCUCACCCGGGUCAGACGCUUCCUUCCAUCGGGGCCUCGCCGAUGAUCUCUCCCGGUGGACCCGCCUCGCACAACCCGAACGCCACCACGUUUCUCCCCCCCACCUAUUCCGGCCAAUCGAGCGGGUACCCUCAACAACCGCUCUACUCCCCGAAGCAGGUUGAACGUACGGUCCUCCCGCCACCCAACACGUCCCAGCCGCCGCCAACGCUGGCGCACGCGCCGUGGUCGAUGGAGGUGCGGGAGACGUGGUUGAAGAGGCUCGACCUCCGCUUUACCGGCGACGACGUCUCCGCGUUCGUGGAGGGGAGCGAUUGGUCCGAGUGGGCGCUUUUUGCUACGGACAAACAGGGUGUCGGUGGUUGGCUCCACCUGGUGUGGGGCGGUAGUGCAUUGUGAUGCUCAUGUCGCCCGACUCCCGAGUCUCUAUUGCUUAUGUUAGGCGCCAUUUAUUUUCGUUGCAGACUGCUAUUUAGGAGGAUAUGAACAAGGUGGCCCUGGACGUGGGAUUCCAGCUGGCGGCCUUUUCCUGGGUUCUCUUAUCCGGCACGGGGCAUCAAAAGUCAAGUCCGAUACCUGACAGGCGUUCGUUUGUGGCAAUGCCAAAGGCC